AAAGAAAAAAAUAGAGUUGGAAGUUGGAACAUUCAAAACAUUGGAAUUCAAAAAUGAAACUGAAUGAAAGUUCCCGUCAUUUUCAGGUGCUCUUGGGUGCUAUACACAUUGGUUUUUAGUGAGGAGAUUUGUAAUGGAGAAUCAGAGCAACCGCCGCAUGUGAAGCAACCAAAAUUCAAUAUCAGGGUUAUGAGACACACGCCAUCUGACGUUUGCAAACAACAGAUCAAUAAUGGGGAAUUCUUUUCGACGAUUACGUUCAUUAUCAUCGGAUGCAUACCGAUUUUUCAUAAUGAAUCUAUCGAUAAGCCAUGAAAUGAAUGUUCUGAAUGUACCAAGUGGAGAAGUGAUUCAACACAGCUCCGCCAAAGAGGUAGCUGCUUCAUUGCAGCGAAUGAUACUGAAGUUGAAAGGAAAAUAUUUGUCUGAAGAUGGAAAAUCAGUUGAUUACGCAGAACUGAGGAAUGAUAAUUUGUUCAAAGAAUUUCAAGCCCAAUCAGUACAACUUGCUGAUGUAGAAUUAGCUGAUUUAAGCCCUGUUCAAAUAAAAGCAUUCUUCAUAAACAUAUACAACACACUAACAAUUCAUGCCCUUUCUAAGGUUGAACCUUUGCCCAGUUCUUUAUUAGAAGUUACUAAUUUCUGGAAACAUUCAGCAUACAAAAUUAGUGGGCUUGUUUUCUCUUUGGAUGACAUUGAACACGGCAUAUUACGCGCCAACACAAGACAUCCUUCAGCACUCAGUAAACCUUUUAAAGAUGAUGACCCCCGCGUUCAGUUCAGCUUGAAAGAAUUAGAUCCCCGAAUACAUUUUGUUUUGAAUUGUGGGGGCAAGUCAUGUCCUGCUAUUGGUGUAUAUAAUGAAGAUAAUCUGGAGGCAGCAUUGAGCAAUUCUGCCACAAAUUUUCUUUCAGAAACUGUUCAGAUUGAGAAUAGCACAAUUCAUCUAUCAAAACUUUUGCUGUGGUAUGGUGCUGACUUCGGAUCUAACGACAAAGAUAUUCUCCGGUGGAUUAGCCAAUACAUACCAGAUUCUCGAAAGGAGACGAUCAUUGAACUUAUUGAAUCUGGCCGCUUCAAAGUAGUUCACGAUGAGUACAAUUGGCUGAUCAACGCUAAGUGAACUAAUCUUAGUUGCACCUUAGUUUUAUUAUUACCAUUUACGCGAUUUGCGGUUUCUAGUCAUUGGAAACGGUCGUUACAGUGGUAAAAAAACAUUCCAAACGAUGAUCUGCGAAUAUAUAAUUUCUGUUUUCUUAUUUAGUUGUGUAGUUGUGUUAGUAGUAUUACACAGUUACGUGGAGUAUUACGCGCACAAAUUGUUUAGACGAGGGAACAAGUCAAUACACGAAAUAAUUUUCAUAUAUCUCAUAAAA
Daphnia pulicaria is the source of this 1376-nucleotide messenger RNA. RefSeq lists its product as uncharacterized. The coding region runs from base 233 to 1123 and encodes 296 amino acids. The record is from RefSeq and is a predicted model, not a curated record. The transcript has 8 exons. Lineage: Eukaryota; Metazoa; Arthropoda; Branchiopoda; Diplostraca; Daphniidae.